This is a messenger RNA of Capsaspora owczarzaki ATCC 30864, 1358 nucleotides long. RefSeq lists its product as hypothetical. Bases 20 to 1033 code for a protein of 337 amino acids. NCBI's taxonomy places the organism in Eukaryota, Filasterea, Ministeriida, Capsasporidae. Gene Ontology annotation, cellular component: oligosaccharyltransferase complex. The record is from RefSeq and is a predicted model, not a curated record. The transcript is spliced from 5 exons.
AACCCAGCUCCCAAUCCAAAUGAGCCGUGGUGUUGUGGCAGUCGCCGUGCUGCUGGCCGCGCUGGUGGCUGCGAUCUCGCUGCCGAUGGGCGUCCGCAGCGCAGACAGCAGCAGCAGCAGCAAUGGAGUGGCCGACCGCGUUGCGCAUCUGGACAAGCUCCAGGCGCGCUCGUCCAGCGGCCUGAUCAAGCUCGACAUUGCAAAGUACACCAGUCUCAUGCGCACAGCCCCGCGCAACUACUCGGUCAUCCUCAUGCUCACAUCGCUCAACCCGCGCCAGAACUGCAAGCCGUGCAGCUUUGGGCACGCCGAGUUUGAAGUCCUCGCGUCGUCGUGGCUGCAAUCGCCCGAGUACCAAUCUGGCCAGCUCUACUUUGCCGUCGCCGAGUUUGAAUCUGCAAGCGAGGUCUUUGAAAAGCUCAAGACGCAAAGCAUCCCGACCAUCAUGCACUUCCCGGCCAUCGGUGGACCAAAGCCGUCCGACACGUACAGGAUGCAGCAACUUGGUCUUGAAGCAGAGAACGUCCUGCGCUUUGUAGCAGAGCGAACGGGCAUCUCCUUCCAGAUCAAGCGCCCGGUCGACUACAUGUUUUACGUGCUCCUCACACUCGGCCUUGUUGUGGGCGCUGCGGUCUUGUACAAGCUUCUCCCUGCUGCCGUGCAGUUCUACCGCAACCCAACGUACUGGGCCUUUGCUGCCGUUACUGUUUGCUUCUUGUUCACUUCUGGGCAAAUGUGGAAUCAAAUCCGCGGCCCGCCGUACAUUGCCGGCAAUCCGAAUGGCCCACCCAUGUUCUUCCAUCCCAGCUCGCAGUCCCAAUUUGGCGUUGAAAGCCAUAUUGUGAUGGCAUUAUAUGCUACCAUUGCUGGCAGCUUCCUGCUUCUCAACAUCAGCGCUCCGUUUGCAUCGACUCCUAUUCUGCGGCGAUCGGCUGUAUAUACGUUCUUGGCAGUGUUUGUCUUCUUCCUGAGCGUGGCAUUCUCCAUCUUCCGGCAAAAGCAGCGAGGCUAUCCCUUCCGCCUCUUUUUCUAAAGCGCGUGCCGUCCUUUCGCGCGGUGAAUUGCCCGCUUGUGGUUCUCUUCCCUCACAAGGCACACAAGGCAGGACACUCGCAUUUAUUCUACUGUUACAUACUCAAAACAUCACUUUCAAUCUGUUCCAAUGACCAUUCUCCAUCUCCAAAUCAAGCAUCCAUCCAGCCUGCGCCUAACUUUGCUCCUUUGCGACUUGUACUCGAGUCCAGUAAGAUACACUGUCACAAAAUGACGAGGGGGUACACAGCAUUUUGGCUGUACAAGCUUUAACUUUUGGCUGUUUUAUUGAGGCCAAGUCCGCAACCAAUACAACAAAGUGCCUC